CGCGCUCAGUCUCUUUCGCUGUCUGGCCACGCUCGGUAACGAAGUUAGGCGUUUUCCGGCUUUUCCGGGCUUUGAUCGGGCCUCCCCCCACCCCUUCGGCCAGGGGGUUUCAUGGGGCUGGAAGGCAGGUGUUUUACUAUCAGCACAUUUCUUGCGUAAAAUAGAAAGGGCGACGGGUUCUGCGUAUUUUCUUCUGCACUCUUUUUUCAACUCUCGUUUGCUGUGUGAAACGAUUUUUCCUGCUUUGUAGAGGACACUGUGUGUAGUGUGUAGUGCUGGAGGACCGAAUCAAUUGGUGGGGAGUAGAAAGAGCAAGAUAAGUGAAUCGAUUGUGAAUCGUUUGUUGUGUUUGCUUUGGGGGAGUGUUCGAAGCGCGUUCUUGAGUUUCCAACAAAGGAGCAAAUCCGUUCCGUUCCUAGACAGCUCCUGGUUCAUCGGAUGUUCUCACACUGCAAUCGCGUUGUUGUGACACCGUGAGAACGACCUUAAAGCUUCGUAAAAACACGGGAAAAUCGGAAUCCACCAUAGUGUAAUGUGCAACUUUAUCGCAACCAUGGCAACGCAAAGGGUUUGACGACGGCUUGUCUACACUCCUGGCCUGGUGGCGGUGGGUAAAAGAGGAGAAGCAAGAACAAAGAAAAGCCCAACAAACUGUCACAACCGACCUGGCCAGCCAGGAAUGAAAAGUGAACCGACACAGCACAACAGAUGGUUACCGUGACACCGCCGAGGAGUAGUUCGUGUGUGUUAUCUUCAAGCCGUGUCGUGUAUAGUUUGUGGCAGUGUGUUUAUCACUUUGUGUGGGCAGCCCCCCUAAUUUAGAGGUCUCUGUCAGCCGCAACAAAAAAAGCCUCCCAUGUCAGCUGAUGGCCCACACACACACAUUGUUUACCCACGGUGGCGCGUCUGGUGUGUUUAGCUUUGCGCACACGGCAGAGACGGGUCGCGUGAUUGCGCGUAUUUUGCGCGAUGUCAAAAAUAAAGGGAGCGUCCUGCUGCCUGCCACAAACAGUUGAGGCAAAUCCUCCACAAACACCCAAAACCCCAGUCAGGACGUUUUAACGAGAGAAUGAGAGAGUGAAACAAACCAACCACAAGGGAGAGAGAGAGACGACGACGUUUGGGAGAGUGCAAGACAUUAAAAAGCUCCUGUUGCGGUGAGGGUCAUAAAUUCCGGUACGAGCGCGCGCGCUCUCUCUCCUGCUCGUCCGCUUCGACGAUCGCCGGUCCCGGUGGAAAAAGGGCGAAAUCCUGCACGCACUCCGCUGGUUCGUGCCGUCGCAAACGGACGACUCACCUUGCCAGUUACAUAAUAACGCACAGCACCGGGUGGGGACCGGGGUCGGUCGGUCCAUGGUCUGCGCGCCCCAAUGCACGUCGCUGCUGGGCCGAAAUCGUCACGUUUGUUCGCUUAAUGGCAGGCUUGUAAGGGAUUGAAGGGGGGAACGGGAGGAGACGCGUUGUGAAAAGCCUGUCAACAAAUUAAGGGGCAAAAAAGGGUGUUUUUUCCACAUCAAAUCAGAAGUGAAUGGAUUUUGUGGAAAUAAAGUAGUGACCCUUUCGCAAAAGAAACGUGUGCAAUGUGUACGCAAACAUCGCUCCCCGCUUGAAAAGUGACAAACCGACAAAGUGGUAAAAAAGUGAUAAAAAUUAUAUUAAAAAUUAUAAAAAAAAAUUCAAAACAAAGCGACGCAAUAGAGAUCGUCUUUCGGUGGGUCAAUUCCGAUGGCCAGGAUGGAAGUUUCAAUCAAUAUACUACAACAAAGCACCACGACCGCGGCGAGAGCGAGAAAAUGAAAGAAGCAAACGAGAUUAAAUCACGGAGAAUCGACAAAACACACCGAGCUGGAAGUAACACACCCAUUGAACCAUGAUUCCGGGCGUCACCGAAGCGGGACACGCCGUUCAGAGAAGUCGAACACAUACACACAAAAAAAACUAGAGUGUAAGUAAGUAAUUAACGAACCGGGAGGACCUUUUCGGCUGGUGGAAAGAGAGUGCGGCGCAAAAAUGAAAUAAAAGCUUGUUACAACAAAGAAAAUAGAAAAGAGAGAAAGAACACACAAAAACCAAUUGAAAACAAUAGCCAUCCAUCGGCUUCUCUGCAAGCUUGAUGUUUUGCAGACGACCGAUUUGGCAAAAUCCGUUGUGUGGAUGGAUUUGGAUGAAAAGCGACCUGGCAGGAGCAAGCGAGAAGCGUACUGUUGGUGAUGGUUCCAUUGUGUCGGCUUGAUGGUAGUGCUUUUACCGAAAUGCCACGGACCGAAAUGGAAAGACGGUUAUGGAAAUGAAUCACCCUAGGCUUGUGUGCCAUGUUUAUCCACCAUAGCGAGCAGACAGAGCCUCCGACGGGCAAACAGCAAACAGUGCAAUAAUCAAAAUAUGUCACAACUUAACUUCAACGCCACAGACACAAACACACAGCCCUGCUGCUGCUUUCAAUCAAGAAAUCGGUGUGCGCUUGUGUGGUGAAGGUGCUGUAGGAAAGCCACUACACUUCCCCCACCGGCUGAGACGCUCUAUUGGGGAGGCAGGGUGUCAAUUUAAUAAAGUUUGUGAUAUUGGUUUGUGCCGAUCCGUAUUCCGUGUACCGCUGGUAACGUUAAUCAAAAGCAGCCUUGUUGUAGGGUUUGUGUCAGUGUGUGUGUGUGUGUCAGUGUGUGGUCGCGAAUCAAAAGGUGUACUCAGGUGGCCCAUGUACGACGUACGAUGAGCGUGGCGGCCUGUGGCGCUAGUAGCAGUGCUUCCGGCGGGGCAACAAGCGACGAGCCCGCCAACGAGAACGAUGCGACCGAGUCGAAGCUGCGAAAUACGAUCGGCGGCUCAACUGCGAAGAAGCUGGUCGGUUAGGGUUAGUCGUGUGCAGUGUGUCUUCGUCGAUCGACAUCGCCGGUCGGAGAGACCACCAUUCCGAGCUGGCUGAAGGCAGAGUGAUGUGAUGGGCUGUUUGUUGAAAUUGUUUGUUGCUUGUUGCUUGUUUGUUGACAACUCAAAGUGUUCAUACUGAGGUGGAUAAGUUGAGGGGAGAGGUGGUGGGAACUUUUAAACCCAAAUUGUGAGGGAGAGUGUGUGAGUGUGUGAGAGGAAGAACUAACUGCUGCUUAUUAUCAAAAACGAUACAGGAAACGACCAGAUAGACCGGCACGAUGGGAAAUGGCAUGAACAAGGUCAUGCCCGGGCUGUACAUUGGGAACUAUAGGGACUCGAAAGACUACCAGCAGCUGGAUCGAUACGGCAUCACGCACAUCGUCUCCAUCCACGACAGUCCGCGACGUUUUCAUCCAGACAAACACUACCUGUGUGUGAUUGCUGCGGACAAGCCGGACCAAAACCUGUCCCAGUACUUUUCGGUGUGCAAUGAUUUCAUCCACUCCGCCCGGCUAAAGCAGGGCAACGUGCUGAUCCACUGUUUGGCCGGCAUGUCCCGCUCGGUCACGGUGGCAGUCGCCUACAUCAUGUGCGUCACGCCGCUCAGCUGGAAGGAAGCGCUCAAGGUAGUACGUGCCGGUCGCUCGAUUGCGAAUCCGAAUCUGGGUUUCCAGAAUCAGCUACAAGACUUCGAGACCAAUAAAUUGAUAGAGGAGCGGAGACGGCUAAAGGAGCGCUUCCCAAGCUUGGCGCUCGAGUUGACGGACAAGGAGCAGUGCUACCUGGCGCUGGACUACUACGAGGAGCUGCUGGAAAGCAAGGGCGUUUGCGAGGGUCACUGCAAGUUUGGCAAGGACUGUCCAACGGGAAUCUGCCGGACGGACUCCCGCGGUGGUAUAAGACCUUCCCGUAAGCCGAGUCUUUCGUCGAAAAAGCAAUACAACACUUCGCUCUCAACGUCGCCCUCGACCUCGUCCCAGCUGUCGGUGCGCAGUGCGGGCAAUCCGGCCAGCGGUGGUGGUGGUGGAGCCCAGUCCUGCCCGACGUCGCCCCGCUGCUCGAAAGCGCUGAGUCAGCGGCAGGGUGGCGGUGGAGCUGCCACCCGGCAUCCGGACAACCCGCGGGCAGCCGGUGAGUAUGCGGCCGAAAUCGAUCUGGGAGAAAUUUCGGAACUGCGGCGAAGCAGCAGCAUCGUCAGUACCUUUCGUCCUCGGAGUAGCCCGGCCGGGCUGUACUCUUAUACGGGUUCAGCGCCACCCUCCGUGCACGGGUCGCGGGUUGACUUGAGCGUUAGCGGCGGUACCGGGUCGGCCAUCUAUCUUGGUGCUAGUGGUAGUGGCUCCAGCGGAGCAACGGGCGCGUCUGGAGCAACCAGUGGAUCUGCCGGCAACUCACCCGGACCGGGACGACGUCUCAGUAUGCGCUCCACGCCCAAAUCUACGCCCCGCUCCACGCCAGAGUCCUCGCCGAAGGCAUCCCCGAAGAAGAGUGCCUCUUCAAGGUCCCUCGCAAGCUCCACAACCACCGCAUCGCCCAAGAAAAGCGUUUCCGGCAGUGGACGUACAGCGACGGUGACACCGGUCACCACGUCGACACCUCCGAGCAGUAACUCGGGCCCCCCGAGAAAAGAGCCUGCCGACAAGCCGACGGGCAAACUAACCUCAAAAACCACCGUCCCGGGAAGUGGCGCUAAUGCGAGUGCCGCUACCACCACCACCACUACCAGCAGCAGCAGCAGUGUACCGAGCAGGGCGUGUACAGCCACGCGUACUCCUUCAAUUGUGAUAGACAUAACCACAACUACGGCUACAAUUACGACGGGCGUGACGUCCUCCGGCAAGGAUGCCGCUUACGGCCGAUCGGACGAAAAGCGGGACACCACGUCCAAGGACAAGACUAAACCCGGUGCAAGCACCACCAACACAUCCAGCAAAGCAGUGAUUGCGAACAAUAAUGCCAACAGUAGAGCGAUGAAGAAGGAAUAGCUCAUUGCCCAAUCGUUGGCAUUGCUGGGCUGGAGUGAAAGGUUAUUAUUAUAAAAUGAACUCCACCAUUGUUGAGAGGUGGAUUGGCAGGUGUCCGAUGUGAGACACAAACUAACACACAAACAGGGGGCACCAACGCUCCGUUGUCCUUCACAGUCCCAUCCCCGUGUAAAACCCAUCCGUCGCGCAUUGUUGGAUUUCAUUAGAGAGGAACUUGAUAAUAAUAUAAUGCCCUCCGGUUAGGCGAGCAAGAGGAGAGGAGCGUGUGAGAGAGAGAGAGAGAGAGAGAGUGCUCAAAGCUGAUUGAAAGUUGAGGUUAAAAGGAUAUGCACAAACACACAUACAUAAACACAUUACUAGAAACAAUCAAAAAUCCCGAUUCGCGUAGUCCGAUUUCGACGCUAAAAGUCCGUUAAGCAGUAAGGUUUGACACAGUUAUCGUCCUCUUCGUCGUGCUUGUGCGCUAAAUGCCGAUCAAAAAAGGGUGCAACAUUCGUGACACAUGCUUUCGAUGUCAAUUUUUUUUAGGAUUUCGGUUUCGUGAACAGAUUUCGGCUCGAGGGCUCGAGGCUCAAGAACCAGCGCAUUGUGAAGGGUUAGUUUUGUGUAUCACAAAGUGUGAGGCGUUGAACCGACGAAGGGAAAGAACGUUGUUACUAAUGUUGUUCGCUAGAGGCUUGGGUGUGCGGUCAGUGCAGAAUUAAGCAAAGUUAUCAUGCUUGCUUGUUGGGGUUUGUUGAAGCAAGUAUUAAGAGUAAGGCACGGUUUUUUGCGGCUUAAGGUUUGGAGUUGGAGCUGGUGGGCAAUUAUCGAGCGAGAGACCAACAAAAAAAAAGAAGAGUAUUAGAAA
This is a messenger RNA of Anopheles arabiensis, 5703 nucleotides long. Its product is annotated as apomucin. Gene Ontology annotation, molecular function: protein tyrosine/serine/threonine phosphatase activity. NCBI's taxonomy places the organism in Eukaryota, Metazoa, Arthropoda, Insecta, Diptera, Culicidae. The record is from RefSeq and is a predicted model, not a curated record. The coding region runs from base 3147 to 4853 and encodes 568 amino acids. Gene Ontology annotation, biological process: protein dephosphorylation. Gene Ontology annotation, cellular component: cytosol. The transcript has 7 exons.